AGGAUCCGACGACGUGAAAUCAACCCGCAGACGGUGUACAUAACGUUCUACCCGGAUAGCUAUCAAUUCUCGAGAAGAAGAUGUUAAAACUAGUAAUUUGUCUUUCGUUUCUGGCCGUAGUUAGCAGUUAUGACUUUAAAGAUCCCUAUUACAAUGAAAUACUACUGGCAGAUCUACUAGAUAGUGAUGAUUCUCUAACAGCAUUUGAUCGCUUCAAGCGAUCAACUAACGAAAUAACGGAUGACAAGUGCAAACGGCAGCACAAGCACAAAUGUUGUAACGACGCAAACGGCGACAACUUGGAUAUGAUCAAAGAAUUGAAGAAACAAUGUUUUACGGAAAUCAAAUCGAAGGAGCGAACUGAACGGGGAAUGAUGGACCCUAUCGACAUGUUCUCCUGCGAGAAAGUCAAGCGUGCCAAGGAAGAUAUGAUUUGUGCUCUCGAGUGCGUUGGCCGUAAAAAGAACGUCGUCGACGCGAAAGGUAACCUCCUGGACCCGGCGGUACUGAUUCCUUUCGUGAAGGAAAAUUUUGCCUCUGACCCAUGGCAAGAACCACUGAUUGCCGGUACCGUCGACGACUGUUUGCGGGAAGUUGCGGAGAAGAACGAAAAGGCCGAAGAGACACGAUGUAAUCCAUCUUCUGCCCACUUUGGCUAUUGCAUGUGGCGGCAGUUCACGCUGGCUUGUCCAAAAGGGAUGCAGGAAGCGUCGAAAAAGUGCGACAAAGUGAGAGAGAAGCUGGCGAACAACGAACCGGUGUCGAUGUACCAUAAGCAUGAUUUUGACGAUAACUAGAUAGAGCCCUGAAACUGUGACUUUGAAACGCAUUUAAUAAAGACUCGAUAUUGCUUCGCUAACGAUGACAGGUUU
Topomyia yanbarensis is the source of this 872-nucleotide messenger RNA. RefSeq lists its product as uncharacterized. The record is from RefSeq and is a predicted model, not a curated record. The transcript has 3 exons. Gene Ontology annotation, molecular function: odorant binding. NCBI's taxonomy places the organism in Eukaryota, Metazoa, Arthropoda, Insecta, Diptera, Culicidae. Bases 81 to 797 code for a protein of 238 amino acids.